This is a messenger RNA of Bufo gargarizans (Asiatic toad), 990 nucleotides long. Its product is annotated as olfactory receptor 6C1-like. Gene Ontology annotation, cellular component: membrane. The transcript has a single exon. Gene Ontology annotation, biological process: G protein-coupled receptor signaling pathway. The record is from RefSeq and is a predicted model, not a curated record. Bases 1 to 990 code for a protein of 329 amino acids. Lineage: Eukaryota; Metazoa; Chordata; Amphibia; Anura; Bufonidae. Gene Ontology annotation, molecular function: G protein-coupled receptor activity; olfactory receptor activity.
AUGGAUGGUAGAAAUGUGAGCACGAUUACCUAUUUAAUCAUUACCGGGAUCUCAGGCCAGCCUUUGUUACAGCUUUUCUUUUUUCUCCUGGUUUUGCUCAUUUAUCUCAUCAUUCUCGCAGGUAAUACGAUCAUCUUCCUCCUUGUUUGUCUAGAUGAUCAUCUCCAUACACCCAUGUACUUUUUCUUGGCCAACUUGUCUAUCUUGGACAUUAGUUGUUCUACAAUCACUCUUCAUAAAAUUCUUACUUCUUUCAUAUCGGGAGAUAACACUGUCUCAGUUGUUGAAUGUCUUGUGCAAAUUUUUACCUUUGUGUCAUUGACUUGUGAUGAACUGUUGGUUUUGGCAGCUAUGAGUUAUGAUCGUUAUGUUGCUAUCUGUAAUCCUUUACAUUAUCAUCGUGUCAUGAAUUCUAAACUUUGUGUAUCUUUGGCCUCUUUAUGUUGGGUCUGUGGUUUCCUUGAAGGCACACCCGGUUUUAUAAUGCUCGUUAAAGUAACAUGUUAUGAGUCCAACGAGGUAGACCAUUUCUUCUGUGACAUUGUGCCUCUUCUGAAGCUGUCAUGCAAUGACACGUCUCUUCUCCAGCUCUAUAUCCUCACUUUAGCGGUCAUUGUUUGUGGUUUUACCCCCUUUGCCCUUACAUUCAUCUCCUAUAUCUUCAUAAUUGCCACCAUCUUGUCCAUACGUUCUAGCAGUGGCAGACGUAAAGCCUUCUACACGUGUUCCUCCCACCUUACAGUCGUCAUCUGUCUCUAUUCUUCUAUUGCCUUCCAGUAUAUGAGGCCGAUUUCAUCUAUCAAUCUAGGUUCCAGUAAAUAUUUCUCAUUGUUUAAUGUAGCUGCCGUCCCUAUGCUAAACCCCCUGAUCUAUAGUUUAAAGAAUAAAGAUGUGAAAGCUGCUAUAAGGAGAAGAAUGAACUUGGCAGUAGUAUCAAUUAAUAAUCAAGGCCAUAGUGGAAAUAUUAAAACUAUUAAAACUAUAACUUGA